AUGCCCCGUGGCGGAUCGCUGUCCACCUUUGGCAACAUCGGUCAGCAGCUGGCGAUGCCCACCAUCAAGGACAACAAGUAUCAGCUGUCGCUGGACAUGCGCAACUUUGACCCGUCGGAGAUCUCGGUGAAGAUGGACAAGGACUCGCUGCAGAUCACCGGCAAGCGCGAGAAGAAGGAAGAGGACGGCCGAUACGUGUACCGCGAGUACGUGCAGCACUUCACCGUCCCGGAGAACGUCAAGUCGGAGGAGCUCAAGUGCCAGCUGGACAAACAGGGCUACCUCAAGAUGGAGGCCCCGCUGAAGGUGCCCCAGGUGGAGGAGAACAAGGAGCGCACCAUUCCCAUUGAGUUCGUCAAGAAAUAA
Messenger RNA from Rhagoletis zephyria (snowberry fruit fly), 366 nucleotides. NCBI's taxonomy places the organism in Eukaryota, Metazoa, Arthropoda, Insecta, Diptera, Tephritidae. The record is from RefSeq and is a predicted model, not a curated record.